Epinephelus lanceolatus (giant grouper) is the source of this 3328-nucleotide messenger RNA. It is a transcript of the gene clmnb, whose product is annotated as calmin b. Lineage: Eukaryota; Metazoa; Chordata; Actinopteri; Perciformes; Serranidae. The record is from RefSeq and is a predicted model, not a curated record. Gene Ontology annotation, biological process: nuclear migration. Gene Ontology annotation, molecular function: actin filament binding. Gene Ontology annotation, cellular component: nuclear outer membrane; meiotic nuclear membrane microtubule tethering complex; cytoplasm.
ACUGGAUCAUCAGUAGACGUGUGACUGGAGUUAUGUGACAAUGCAGGACAAGGCCAACACGGAUUCACAAGACAAACCAGAGGGAGAGAUCAGUGAUCGAUGUGUGCAGCAGCCUCAAGAUGAGAGGACAGCAGUGCGGGCAAGAGCCUUCACCAGGUGGAUGAAUGUGUUCCUGCAGAGACGUGAUCCUCCGGUCGAAGUGCACAACCUGUUCACAGACAUCCAGGAUGGCAGGAUACUGAUGGCUCUGCUGGAGGAGCUGUCCGGAUGCAAGCUGCUUUACAGGUUCAGGGCGUCGUCUCACCGCAUUUUCAGACUGAACAAUAUUUCCAAGGCCCUGGCUUUCCUGGAUGAUCGACAUGUGAAGCUGCUUGGCAUCGAUGCCUCCGGUAUUGCUGAUGGGCUUCCCGCUGUUGUUUUGAACCUAAUCUGGAACAUGAUCCUGUUUUUCCAGGUAAAGGAGGUGACGGGAGGCCUCCAGAGGCAUUUGUCUUCUAGCCUCUCCUCCUUAUCAAUGAGCAGUUACCCCUCCUCCGGCGACCUCUCCCCCCAGCCAAAUGACAUUGGCAGCUACUCCUGCAGCACCCUGCCAAGCAAAGGCAGAAAGGCUGCCAGAAAGCCAAAGUACCACGGGAAAGCAAUCAAAACUCUCCUGCAAUGGGUCCAAAGAUGCACAUCAAAGUUUGGGGUGGACGUGCAUGACUUUGGGAAGAGCUGGAGGAGUGGGCUGGCAUUCCUAGCUUUGAUUAAGUCUUUAAACCCGGCCUUGGUUGACCUGAGGGAGAGUCUGUCCAGAGAGCCAAGAGAAAACAUUCAGCUGGCCUUCACGAUAGCCAGUCACAGUUUGGAUAUUCCACCUCUGCUGGAGCCUGAAGAUGUGUUGGGCACUUCACCAGAUGAGCGGUCCAUCAUCACCUAUGUGUCCAUGUUCCUGACGGAUUACUCAGGCACAGACAAGUGUCAUACAGCAGAUCUUGGAGUUCUUGAGAUCCCAAAUUUUGGAUCGCUUGAGUCCGUCAGCUUUGGAGAGACCCUCGCUGAUGACCCAGAGGCCCAAGCUUUGCUCCAAGGCAUGGAGAAGUCCAGUGAGCAGGGACUGUGGAAACGAUGGGCCAGAAGAUCCUCAGGGAGCCCCCGCACCACCCUGCUUUCUGCAAGUGAGGCCAUGUCACCGUUCAAUAAAAAGAUAAGCAGGAGUCGAGGCAUUUUACAGCCACCCAGUCCGCUGGAUGCAGGCAUUGGCAGCCCAGAGAUCCGAUCAUGGAUGGAGAAAGCGUCUGUGGAGCAGAGCUACAGCAAGCCGAGAGUGGAUGAAAGUCACUUUUCUUUGAGCUCAGAGGAAGGAAUCUACAACUUGUCAGCACUGGACUCAGACGAGGAAGAAGCCUACAGCUACAUCCUGGAUCUGAAUAAAGAGGUUUUCCCACCGUAUAAUCAGCUGAAGAGACAAGUGCCAAGAGUUGAGGAGGAAACAGAGGAAGAAAUGCUCCUGAACGGACAGCAGACUGAAGAGUCGGCUCAUCUGGAGAUAUUUGAGACGUUAAACGGCAGCGAAUCUAAACAUCAAGAAGGCUCACUGGAACAAAAUGUUGAUUCAGAAGUCAGGGCUCAGUCAGUCGUUCACAGGGCGUUUGAUAGGGACACAGAUGAAAGUAGUUCCAGAGAGACGGCAAACGGCAUAGUUGUGUUUGACGUGCAGCCAGAGGAAGACAGCACAGAGGAAUGUAAAAAUGAGACAGUUGUUCGAGGACAGAGUAAUGAUGAUGGCAGUCAUUGUGAGGAAGAGAAGGAGGAGGAGAAGACAGAAAAUACUAGAUUGGUGAAAUGUGGUGAAAGAGAGGCUCUGGUGGAUGAAACCGAGAACACAAAGCUUCUUGAAGCAGCUAGUUGGAAGACAGAGGUUGAGGAUGACACUGAUAGAGGGCUUUUUGAAAAAUGUGGACAAGUGAGUGAAAAGAAAACAAUGGACGAAGAAGAUGAGGCAGAGAAUGUGACGAUAUUUAAGGAAGUCCAGGACAGAAUGUUAGGGAGAGAAAAAGAGGAAGAGGAUAGUGUAAAAGAGGAAGACGGUCAGCAGAGUGUUGUGAGCUCAGAAAGCUUUAAGGUCGGAGUAAAUGAAAAAAUAUUAACUGACGAGGUUGUAUGUGGGGCAAGAUGGGCCGGAGCGACUCAUGCAAAAGAACAAAAUGACGGGAAAGAUGAUGCCCCUGAAAUGGAAGAUUUAACUUGUGAAGAUGAAGACAAGGACAGAUACAGUGCUGAAGUCAUGAAUUCAGUGGAUUCUGAAGCAGUGAGAACAGAAGAGGAGAAAGACGGGGAAUUAAGGAUUAAAAGACGUAAGCUCACUGAGAAGACGGCGACGACAACAGACCAUCCCAAUGAAACAGCCCAAAAAAAUGACACUAAUGGAGGUGUUAACGUCCAUGAUGGUGAGCGAUGGACUCCUGCCUAUGGUGCAACUUCUCUAUCAUUCAGAGCAGAGGGAUUCACUCUUCACUCUUCAGCCGCCUCUUGUGACAUAACCCCAUCAGAGCUGGAAAUGCUUGUGGUCUUGUGGAUCCUGCUCUUCUGCUGCUUCAUCCUACCUCAGCUGAACUUCUGAGUCCCUCCUGCAGUGCUCCCUCCCUAUUAAGAUAUGCUUAUUAGCCCAGUUCCCACUAAUGAGCCAAACAAGGACACUCAGGGCUGACUCUUUAUCUGUGUCACUAAAUUUCCCUCAAGGCAACAUUUAAUGAUUGUGUUUGCUUUUUCGCUGCCAGCAGAAAUAAUUUGUCUUUUGGGUUAUAGUUUCAGAUAAAACACAUGAAUGCUGUUAUCUCCAUUAUGACUCAGUUUGUCAGAUACUUGGUCUCACACAACUCAAAUUAUCAGACAUGGGGUUUUUUUUUUCUGCAUGUCCAAAAUUCUCUGUUUGAUUUAUUUUUUCUGGCAGAAAUCCUCCUUUCAAUUUCAGUUGACUUUAUCGACCACAUGGAGGCAGCGCAGCAUCACAGCAGAGACUGUCUCAGACGACAGACCGUCUCUGCAGCAUUCUGUCGACUACUGAGAAUCUGACCUGCUGUUUAAUUAGAAGCUGUAUUGACACGCUGAGAUUAAGCAGAUAAUAUUUAAUGAGCACUUUGACAUUUCGCACUCAGAACGUAUACAUUGUCAUUGUUUUGAUCAACAAUGUUGACUUUUUACUUGACUUUUCUGUGACUAUGAAAUAUAAAUAAUAAUUCGUACUCUCAUGUAUCUUCUGGUCCUUUCCAUGAGGUCAAAUCAGAAAUCAGCCUUGUAAAUAUUCUAUUUGAAGGUGCUGUAGAUGCACUGGGGGAAUUAGUAUUCA